GAUUUGCUGACAUUGAAGCUCUUGGAGCCAUAUGGGGAGAGAGUUUGGGUGUCUUUGAUAGUCAAGAGGAGAGUGUGAUCAGUGCCCAUAAUAUUGGUUAGCAAAUAAGAGAAAAACCAGGGUCAUAGUUACUCAAGCAUCUGUUUUGGGGCGUCUCUUACCUUGUUGAAGCUGUAUACGCAUAAGCACAAAUGAAGCUUUCUUCUUCAAGUUUCUCACAUCAAUCACAGGAAGGAGAAAAGAGAUGCCUUAAUUCAGAACUAUGGCAUGCAUGUGCUGGUCCUCUUGUGUCUCUCCCUGCUGUUGGGAGCCGAGUGGUAUACUUCCCUCAGGGUCAUAGUGAGCAGGUGGCUGCUUCAACAAAUAAAGAAGUUGAUGCUCAUAUACCCAAUUAUCCCAGCUUGCCUCCCCAACUUAUCUGCCAGCUUCACAAUGUCACCAUGCAUGCAGAUGUGGAGACAGAUGAGGUUUAUGCUCAAAUGACCUUGCAACCAUUGAAUCCGCAAGAGCAAAAGGAUGCUUUCCUCCCGGCCGACUUGGGUACCUCUGGCAAGCAACCAACAAACUACUUUUGUAAGACUUUGACUGCGAGUGAUACCAGUACACAUGGGGGAUUCUCUGUUCCUAGACGCGCUGCUGAGAAAGUGUUCCCUCCAUUGGACUUCACUCAACAACCACCUGCUCAAGAGCUGAUUGCAAGGGACCUUCAUGAUAAUGAGUGGAAAUUCCGCCACAUCUUUCGUGGUCAGCCUAAGAGGCAUCUUCUUACAACAGGGUGGAGUGUAUUUGUUAGUGCAAAGAGGCUUGUUGCUGGCGACUCAGUCCUUUUUAUCUGGAAUGAAAAGAAUCAGUUACUCCUGGGUAUCCGGCGUGCUAAUCGCCCUCAAACUGUCAUGCCUUCGUCUGUUCUAUCAAGUGAUAGUAUGCAUAUUGGGCUUCUUGCUGCAGCUGCUCAUGCUGCUGCUACAAAUAGUCGAUUUACUAUUUUCUAUAACCCAAGGGCAAGCCCCUCUGAAUUUGUGAUACCUCUUGCCAAAUAUGUUAAAGCUGUGUACCAUACACGUGUCUCAGUUGGAAUGCGUUUCCGAAUGCUGUUUGAGACUGAAGAGUCGAGUGUACGGAGGUAUAUGGGAACUAUCACUGGCAUCAGUGAUCUAGAUCCCGUUCGUUGGCCUAACUCACACUGGCGUUCUGUCAAGGUUGGCUGGGAUGAGUCCACGGCAGGGGAGAGGCAGCCGAGGGUCUCCCUGUGGGAGAUCGAGCCUUUAACGACAUUCCCAAUGUAUCCAUCUCCUUUUCCUCUCAGGCUAAAACGGCCAUGGCCCCCUGGAUUACCCUCUCUUCAUGGCAACAAAGAUGAUGAUUUGGGCAUGAGUGCUCCUCUGAUGUGGCUGAGGGAUGGUGCAGACCGGAACAUGCAGUCUCUCAAUUUUCAAGGACUUGGGGUUUCCCCUUGGAUGCCUCAAAGGUUUGACUCCUCCCUUCUUGGCAUGCAAUCUGAUGUAUACCAAGCAAUGGCUGCAGCUGCCCUUCAAGAGAUGAGGGGGGGUAUUGAUCCUUCAAAACAAGGGGCUGCUUCCCUUCUCCAGUUUCAACAACCUCUUCAACAAACUCAACAAAGCCUUCAAUCGAGACCAAACCCUAUGCUGCAACGACAAAUAAUGCAACAAACUCAACCCCCUCAAUCCCAGCAAACGCUUCUCCAAGCGAUCCAAGAGACGCAAUCUCCAAAUCAUAUUCUCUCUCAUCAGUUGCAGCACCAACAUUCCUUCAAUGAUCAGCAGCAGCAAAACUCGCAGCACAACUCACAACAAAACCAACAACAAUUGCCUGAUCAACAACAAACCCAGCAACAACAGUUCCAAAUCCCUAAUGUGGUCUCAGCCCUUUCACAACUCGCCUCCUCUUCACAAUCCCCAUCUCUCCAAUCUAUCUCUUCUUCAUUAUGCCAGCAAUCUAGCUUCUCAGACUCCAAUGGAAACCCCGUUACAACUACUAGCAUAUCCCCAUUACAGAGUAUAUUGGGGUCGUUCCCACCUGAUGAGAGCUCCCACCUCAACUUGCCAAGAACCAACUCUGCAACUCUUCCAAGGGAUCACAUGUUACCUUCUGCUCCUUGGCUCUCCAAGAGGAUUUCUAUUGAUUCUUCUCUACCAUCAGGAGGGCCAAUUGUAUUGCCCCAUGUGGAGCAAUUGGCUACACAACCCAAUAUGGCACAACACCCAGUCUCUUUGCUACCAUUUCCAGGAAGAGAGUGCUCAGUUGAUCAGGAAGGUAGCGUUGGAGACCCACAAAGCCAUCUACUGUUUGGUGUGAACAUAGACUCUUCAUCUCUCAUGAUGCAAAAUGGGGUUUCGGCUCUUAGAGGACUGGGUGGAGAUACAGAUCCUUCGGCUGCUUUGUCAUAUGCGGCAUCAAAUUUCUUAGGGAAUCCGGGAACGGAUUUUCUGAACCCAGGGAUGGCGGGUAGCGGUUGCUUGAAUGAAUCUGGGUUCUUGCCUUCACCGGAGAAUGUGGGUCAGAUAAAUCCACAAAAUUUUGUGAAGGUUUGUAAGUCAGGGUCCUUCGGGAGGUCACUGGAAAUCACAAGGUUUAGCAGCUACCUUGAGCUGCGCAGUGAGCUCGCUCGUAUGUUUGGCCUUGAAGGCCAGUUGGAGGACCCUCUGAGAUCAGGCUGGCAGCUUAUAUACAUCGACAGGGACAAUGAUGUUCUUCUCCUUGGCGACGACCCCUGGCCGGACUUUGUGAAGAAUGCUUCGUGUAUCAAAAUACUCUCGCCACAGGAGUUGCAGCAGAUGGGGAAGCAGGGAAUCGAGCUUCUGAGGACGGUUCCAAUGCAGAGGCAGCAAAGCAGCAUCUGUGAUGACUAUGUAAGUCGACAGGACUCACGAAAUUUAAGUAAUGGGAUCGCAUCUGUGGGUCCUUUGGAAUAUUGAACUCUAGGAAAAAUUUCAGGUUUCUGAAGCCUCUGUAAUAUGAGCUCCCCUUUGCGAAUUGGCAAGAGCACUGAGUAAGUAGCUAGGUAGAUGGUUACUGUAUUAUAAAUAUAUACGUGUUACGAGACUGCUGGAAGCUGAGCCCACUAGUGUGUUUGAAUAUCAUGCAAUUUAUAUUACAGACUGGAGAUUUUGUGUU
Amborella trichopoda is the source of this 3135-nucleotide messenger RNA. It is a transcript of the gene ARF6, whose product is annotated as auxin response factor 6. Gene Ontology annotation, molecular function: DNA binding. Gene Ontology annotation, cellular component: nucleus. Gene Ontology annotation, biological process: regulation of DNA-templated transcription; response to hormone. The record is from RefSeq and is marked provisional. Lineage: Eukaryota; Viridiplantae; Streptophyta; Magnoliopsida; Amborellales; Amborellaceae.